Molecule: messenger RNA, 3525 nt
Organism: Phacochoerus africanus (Common warthog)
Lineage: Eukaryota; Metazoa; Chordata; Mammalia; Artiodactyla; Suidae
Gene: SLC18A1
Product: solute carrier family 18 member A1
Exons: 18
Coding region: 793-2367 (524 amino acids)
Biological process (GO): transmembrane transport; aminergic neurotransmitter loading into synaptic vesicle; xenobiotic transport
Cellular component (GO): terminal bouton; synaptic vesicle membrane
Molecular function (GO): xenobiotic transmembrane transporter activity; serotonin:sodium:chloride symporter activity
Source: RefSeq, a predicted model, not a curated record
UUGGUUUUUAAACCAUCUUGUUUCCCUUUAUCUGAAACAAGCUCUUUUCCCAGUUUACGAAACACAGCAAGUCCCAGCAUUUUGGACCGAGAUCCUUCUUACAGGGCCCACAGUGCCAUGCAGAUCCUAGACACAAAGUGGCACACCCCUGGCCUUCUUUUCAGAAGCCUGUGACAGCAACUGAACCUCUCCACUCCAAGACUGGAAUGCUGACAUACGCCUGAUACAAGAGGAAGUUUGAAUUGAUUGUUAAAUAUUUGAUCAGCAGGAGAAAGAGGAAGCAAUGCAAAACAAAACUACCCUCCAUGUUGCAGUCAGAGGACCAUCUCCUCUGGCAGGCCACGUCAGCCACAGCCAAAUGCAACAGGGUGUGUAAGGAGGCUGGUAUGCCAUGCUCCCUGGGUAGGCAGAAUGAUGCCCAUCCCCACAAGAUGGCCGUGCUGUAAUCCUGGAACCUGUGAAUCUGUGGCCUUCCAUGGCAAAGGGCCUUUGCCGAUUGCUGCUCUCCUGCCUCUGACGCAGGGAGCUAAGGUUCCAAUUAAAUCUCUGUGGACAAAGGGCACACAUGACAUCCUCAGAUAACAGGUGGCAAUAAAUCCAUCAGCACGUCCACUUUCAGAGAGGAGUCCCUGCUGAACUGCCAACAGCUGCCAAUACCUCACUGAGUCCCUCACACAAGGUGGGCUCUAAGAAUUUACCCCCUUUUCUGCAAAGGCUGCAGAAGACCCGUAACUGUAAGAGGAUCCUCCCUAAGAGCCUGGCAGAGAAGACGCCCCCGGCCCAGCCCUCACCAUGCUCAGGGCAGUUUGGGAUGCUCCCCAGCAGUUGCUGAAGAAGGGGAGAGGGUCCCCGAAGCUGGUGCUGCUGGUGGUGUUUGUCGCCCUGCUCCUGGACAACAUGCUGCUUACUGUGGUGGUGCCCAUUGUGCCCACCUACCUCUACGCCAUAGAGUUCAAAGAUGUCAACACUUCUCUGUACCUGGGCCCAACCACAACUACCCAGCCUGCCCUCGCUUCUGCCUUGUCCACCAUCUUCUCCUUCUUUGAAAACAACACCGUAGCCGUCGAAGAAAGUGUGCCAAGUGGCACAGCGUGGACAAAUGGCACUUCUGGCACUACCCCCCCUCCUGUCACCGAAGCCAUCGCAACACAUGAAAACAACUGCUUUCAAGGCACAGAAUUCUUGAAGGAAGAGAACAUAUGGGUCGGGGUUCUGUUUGCUUCCAAGGCUCUGAUGCAACUUCUGGUCAACCCAUUCGUGGGGCCUCUCACCAACAGGAUUGGAUAUCACAUUCCCAUGUUUGCUGGCUUUGUUAUCAUGUUUAUGUCCACAGUUAUGUUUGCUUUUUCUGGUACCUAUGCUUUGCUCUUUGUGGCCCGAACCCUUCAAGGCAUUGGAUCUUCAUUUUCAUCUGUUGCAGGUCUUGGGAUGCUGGCAAGUGUCUACACUGAUGACCAUGAGAGAGGGAAGGCCAUGGGAAUUGCCUUGGGGGGCCUGGCUUUGGGGGUGCUGGUGGGAGCGCCCUUCGGAAGUGUCAUGUAUGUGUUUUUCGGGAAGGUUGUACCCUUCCUCAUCUUGGCCUUCCUGGCACUACUGGAUGGAGCACUCCAGCUUUGCAUCCUGCAGCCUUCCAAAGUCUCUCCUGAGAGUGCCAAGGGGACUCCGCUCCUCACACUUCUCCAAGACCCUUAUAUCCUGGUGGCUGCAGGCGCCCUCUGCUUUGCCAACAUGGGAGUGGCCAUGCUGGAGCCCACACUGCCCAUCUGGAUGCUGCAGACCAUGUGUCCCCCUGAGUGGCAUCUAGGUCUGGCUUUCUUGCCAGCCAGUGUGUCCUACCUCAUUGGCACCAACCUCUUUGGCGUGUUGGCCAACAAGAUGGGCCGGUGGCUGUGUUCCCUGGUUGGGAUGGUGAUAGUAGGUACCAGCUUGCUUUGUGUGCCUCUGGCUCAUAAUAUUUUUGGUCUCAUUGGCCCCAAUGCAGGGCUUGGCUUUUCUAUAGGCAUGGUGGAUUCCUCCAUGAUGCCCAUCAUGGGGCACCUGGUGGACCUGCGCCACGCCCCUGUGUAUGGGAGCGUCUACGCCAUCGCCGACGUGGCGUUUUGCAUGGGCUUUGCUAUAGGCCCAUCCACCGGGGGUGCCAUCGUGCGGGCCAUUGGCUUCCCCUGGCUCAUGGUCGUCAUUGGGGUCGUCAACAUCAUCUAUGCUCCUCUUUGCUGCUACCUGAGGAGCCCCCCAGCCAAGGAGGAGAAGCUCGCAAUUCUGAGCCAGGACUGCCCCCUGGAGACCCGGAUGUAUGCAGCAGAGCCGCACAUGAGGGAGUUUCCUUUGGGGGACGACAGCGAUGCGGAGCCGGCCAGUGAGGAGUAGCAACAGCAGAAACUGGUCCCUGGGCAUUGUCACAUGAGGCUCAGGCGUCGGCGACCACCUCUGGAACCGGAUCACCAUGGGCUGUCCCCCAGGCAUCACUUCGCGCUCCCCUGGUGUCUCCUCUCCGCAGUGCCCCCCCUUCCCCACAACAACACACACACAGCCGGGCGGGGGGGGGGGGGGUCUGUUUCCCGGUUCUCCCCUCACCUGCAUCCCCCUAGCUCUCCCUCUAAGCAUCCAGGCUUCAGCUGGCUCAUCUUUUAGGGGAGGGCAGAGUCAUGCUUCCCUCUCGGCCUCUGCAAAGCUGUGACGGGUUCUGCAAGGGGUGACUCAUUCCGCGGAGGCGACAGUGAACACACACUGUUCCCUGAAACCAGUGGGGUGGCUGACACACCUCAUCUCAUCUGUUAUCUGAUUCGCUCCGGCACGUUCCCCACAGAUGGAAGUUUUGUCCUCUCUUCCCUGACGUGAUCCUAUCUGAGUUUUCCCAUAGGAGUUGAGAAAGCUUCCUGAAUAUUGAAUGGCUACCCAGUUGCCAAUUUGGGAAUUUUUGCCUGGUUUCUAUAAGGUGAAUUUUUUUUCCCCCCUGUGGCCAGACCUUCAGCUGCUGAAACAAUUCUGCCCUCCGUGAAAGGAGGGCUCUUUUUUUUUUUUUUUUUUCUUCCCCUUCCCGAUAUAAAGGGAAGGAGGCUGUUUUGCUCAUGUUGGAGUUACUGACAUGCUCGUGGUUUCCCCUGUAGGUUUUUUCUACCUUUUCUUAAAUUUCUUAGAUUCUUAGACAGAAAUUUAACGGAAAACACAGUCUGUUAGCUCUAAGAUUUUACAGGAAGGAGUGUUAAAAAAAAAAAAAAGUGCCCUGAAAUCCCUUCCAACUGCAGGUUUCCAAACAAGGAUUAUAAGGAGGCAUUGUUCACGUUUGCUAAUGAGCAAGUUAUUCCUUAAUUCAGUCAUGACAAACUAGAUGCUCUUACGGCAAAAGAGAGCGUGUGGGCAAAUACAGUAGGUACCAUAAGUAUUUUGACUCUUUUUUUUUUUUUUUACCUUUUUAAAAUCCUUACUAAGAGAUGAGGUUUCAAAGAGAUGGCAGACAUGGUACCCACACUUAAGUAGCUUCUCGUCUAUUUGGGCAAACUGGAUGUACAUCAAAUAAAAAUGAUC